Helicoverpa zea (corn earworm) is the source of this 4382-nucleotide messenger RNA. RefSeq names its product polyhomeotic-like protein 3. The record is from RefSeq and is a predicted model, not a curated record. Lineage: Eukaryota; Metazoa; Arthropoda; Insecta; Lepidoptera; Noctuidae. Bases 391 to 1524 code for a protein of 377 amino acids. Gene Ontology annotation, molecular function: protein binding. The transcript has 7 exons. Gene Ontology annotation, cellular component: PRC1 complex.
UUCAAACGCACCGUAAUAUCCCGACUACCCUAAUAAAAUCAAGUUUAAAAACUACUACAGUGAUGUCAGAUGACUUCGGUGAUCUAAUUUAACUGGACUUUUUAGUGUUGACUUUUUCGUUCAGUGUCAGGACGUAAGGUUGUGACCUGUGAUGUCAUUGAUCAGUGAUUAUAAUUUUGACAUUCCAUAUUCGAUAACUUGAUGUGUUAGUGUUUGUUUAUUUUAUUGUUUUAACUGAAUUUAAUUAUGAACUGCAGUGUUGAUAAGUGAUUUCGUUUAUUACUUACAUUUGACUUGGAAAACUAAGUGGGUGUUAUUUAUCAGUGACAAUAACAUUAAAUACUAUUAUUUUAAUACCUUCAUCUUUAUGUGUGUUUGCUGUGAUUAGUAAUGUACCUGAAAAUGUACAUAAAAUCGGAGAGGUUUUAUCAACAGCCUGACAAUCAGGCGCUGAAGGAAGACAGGUGUUUCUCAGACUAUGAGGAGGAAUUGGAUGACCGUGAAGGCGGCGGCGGCGGGGGCGCGCGGCGGUGCGCGCGCGACGCGGCGUCGCCCGCGCACGCACCGCCGCCGACGCCGACCCCAGCGCCGCACGCGCCCGUCAAGAGCGAGCGCCUCAGCCCGCACGACUCCAACGCUUCCAGGUCUCGUAGCGUGACCCCAUCGACAUCCUCCUACCCAGGCACGCCGCCGGAGCGCGGCAGCCCGCACGCGGCGCCACCGGCGUCUGCUCAUCCCCCGCGCAACUACUCCGACAUCAUGCGCUCGCUCGCCGCGAGGUACAACUCGCACAAUAAUAACGACUACUUCCACCGCAUGAAUGGCUUCGGCGAGGUGCGCACAGCGGCGCCGGCUCAGGACACAGACGCGCCGCUCGGCGGGCUGUUCACGAAGCUCGCCAGCAAGCAGGGGGGACCGCCGCGACUGCCUGCCUUCCCCGUCAUGUUAGAUAUGAGCUCCACUAAGACGUUGCUGGCGAUAUCUCGGGUGGGUCGCGGCGGGCGGUCGCGGCGCAAGCGGCACGGCGCAGGCGUCCCCGAACACUCGCCGCUGGACCUGUCGGCGGCGGGGGAGAGUGCCGCCAAGCGCGCGCGUCUCUCUGCCAGCCCCAGCACCAGGAGCGACAGCGAUGACAGAGACAGAGUCUCUAAUGAUGAUCGUAGUGAUGCGCGCGGCGAGUGCCUCUGCGCCGAGGCUCGCGCGCGCCUCUCCGCCUGGUCGGUCGAUGAAGUCUGCGACUUUAUCAACACCAUCGAUAUCUGUGCCGAGUACGCAACGAAUUUCCGUGAGCAGCGAAUCGACGGCUCCGGUCUUCCACUGUUAACGGAGGACCACUUAACAGGGAUGCUGCAGAUGAAGCUAGGGCCCGCUCUGAAGCUUCGGGCCGUGCUUUCGAGGCGGCUGGAGCCUUGCGCGGCCUGCCAGGCCUCGCAGGGCACCCUGGCCUCGCAAGGUGCCUCGCCUCGCAUGAAUGGUGCAGCCCUCAAACCGGAGCCCCGGAGUAACACGACGAGCCCCAGUUAGGACUUCAGAAGUAAAAUAGUACUUUUAAUGCGUAUCGUUCCUUUACAACUGCUUUUUGUUUGCGUUGAUUAUGUUGAUGACUUUGAUAAUGUAUAUUGAACCAUCCAGUUUCAAUUGGAAUUUUUCAAUUGUAUUUUCGCAUUUUCUGUGAAAACAAAAAGCUGUUUUUUAAGAUACAUAACUCUAAGAUUGACAUCUGGAAUCAUUCAGAGGGUCUUAAGUACUUACUUGGCUCUCAAUUUCAUUUGAUACAUUUUUUAACAAUCAUAAUAAUACUAGUUUAAUGAUAGUCAUCUGCCUGCAUUCGUACAGUCUUCCUGUUCAUAGAUAUUGCAUUUAGUUAUUAUAAGACGCUUUAGAUUUAAUCUAGUUUCGUAAGAUUUUUGUUUUGUAUAUAAUAAACGAGUUGCCGUCAAAUGUUUUAAAUGUAAUACUUGCGUAAGAAAUAUUUUUGUAUGUUUAUUAAUUAAUCCAAGUAUAAGGGGUCAGUUUUGAAAUUUUUAACAACCCCAAGCAGAGCUCGCAUACAAAAAUAUUUUAUAUAAAAACAACGAAAUUAUUUCGGUGCUAAGACCCUGUUUAACUUAAAUAUAUUGUAUAUAAUGGCCGUUAUGUAAAAAAUAUUGCUUAAAUAAUCGAGGCUACGCGUCUACAGGGUCACAAAGUUUAUACGGUGUGUAUAUAAAUACAUUAGUUGUAUAGAUGUAUAGUUAUAUAUACGUGGAUAUAUGAUAGCAUUUAUUUACACCACACUGAAGAAAGCUCAGUAAUACCGAUCUACAAUAUAUAUGUUGUAGUUUAAAAUGUUUAGCUAGUUGUAAAGAACUUAACUUCACAGUGAGCAUAAUAAUUUUCUUUGUAUUUCGUCUGUUAUAUGUAGGAUUAUGUAAAUAAAUGUUGUAACGAUCACUGUUUGUAGCAACGUAACUGGUUAGAGAAAUGCUUCGAAGAAAAGACAUCAACGAGCACUUGCGUAUAUUUAGAAUACAUUUUUGUUUCAAAUCAUGUAUCUUAUAAAAUUCUGUCUAUUUGUACUUUUUAUUUUAAGGUAUCUAUAGUGCCUUAUACGUAUCAAAACCUCUUUCUUCUGUCUGAACUUUUUCUCAUUUUUUUUUUUACUUUUUUUUCUAAAAUUGUUUAAAAAUUAUCGCUGUAUUGUUACUUCAAGUCUUAGUAUCCAUUUCUGAACAGUUACGUGGACAAAAUAACGUCGUUUAAAAUAGAUAUAGAUAUAUAUAUCCUACAGAUAUUGUAAACAAAACGUGGUUUCCUGUGGUAAUCUCCUUAAUUGCCAAAAUAGAAUGGUUAAUAAACAAUAUACUUAUUUAGUAGGUAAAGCAGGUUACUGGUGGUAUACGAACACAUUACAUAUGUUAAAAGAGUAACUUGUGACUUAAGCACUAUCAAUAUUGAGACAUUUGACUUGAAACUAGAACAAUUUUAACUAAGGGUCCCACUUUUAAACUGAUCUGGCCAAUCGUUGAGGUUUUCCAACUUAAUUUUUUCAUUUGUAAAACAUGCAGUGCUUAAAAUUAAUUGUCAUGGACUUUCUUAAAUAGUUAUCUUGCUCAAAAUGAAAAACUGAUUCGAUAUCACGACGUUUAUUGUUUGGGCUCGAGAGGUGAAGUGACCCACUUCAAUAUAAAAACUUAUUCUAUGGAACAAAUCGAAUAUAUUUAAAAUGAUUGCCCGGUCAGUAUCAAUUUGUGAUGAAUAAAACCUUACAAAUGAAAAAGUUUCUAACUACGUUACAGUACCUAUCUUGUCCUGUGUUGUCUUAAAUACCAGUGUCGAUAAAUAAAGGGCGAAUACUCAAACAUCACUUACCCUUUAAGUCGUUCGUAAAUACUUUUCAUGUCUACAGUACAUACCAGUGGUAGAAUUAGGUUCAAGCUCUGCUUAAAAUUGAUUGAUGUUUCGACUCGGCCAAAAGUUCCAUCAAUUUAUUUUCGAGUCAAAAUGUCUUUUAAAAAUCAAAAAACUAUCCCCAGUGACCUUUAAUUCGUAUUAUGACCAACAUAUCAUCAACGUGAGGUGCUAUUUCGGUACGUAGAUUUAAAAACUGUGCCUAGAACGGUCUUCCUUUAAAAUUAGAAUAUACAAUUUAUUACAAAUAAUUAUUAUAAUGGCGAGAUUCCACCAUUUGAGAUACAUAUAUAUAAACGCGAGUCCAUUUCUAGCUUGUGUUCGCGCUCUAAGGUUACAAUUUCGCGGACAUUUUAGAACUGUUCGCACGCAAUUUGUUACUGUUUGCUAGAGAGAGUAGACCAGAAGAUACAUUUGUAGAACACCGGUGGAAUCUCCCCUUAACACUUUCAGAAAAGUAUUACGGUUGUACGCUUUAAAUUGGACGAUAAUAAUACAAUGAUAAAUAAUAAUAAUAAAUAGUUUUCUAUAGAAUACUUGACGAAUUAUUGUUGAUAAGUAAUUAUUUUAUUAGAUCUUUAUAGAUUUGAUCACAGCUUUUAUUACGUAACUAACGUUGUAAUGGACCAGUGACUUACUGAGUAUAUAGAGAAUGUAAAUUUGUACCUAUAGUUAUUCUGUGUUAAGUACUUUAUUGAAAUAACAAUAUGACGCGUAACAAGUCCCGAUCUUCAGUUCUGUAUCACUGACAAUAAAAAUCGUAAAGAAAACAUUUUUUUUAAUAACCAAUGAAUGACUUGUUAUCUACAAGACUUUGAUUAUUGUUAUUUUUAAUGUAUAAUUAUUGUGUAAUAUAACAAGGUUUUAGUCACUUUGUUAGUUUCCUUGCGAACAUUGUACUUAGUUAACUAUUUAGCUUGUUUAGUCGAGUUUGAUCCAACCCUUUAAGUAUUUAUGUGAAGAGAAAUAAAAGCGACAAUUUAAUGAAACUA